Pygocentrus nattereri (red-bellied piranha) is the source of this 2912-nucleotide messenger RNA. RefSeq names its product SPRY domain containing 3 (gene spryd3). NCBI's taxonomy places the organism in Eukaryota, Metazoa, Chordata, Actinopteri, Characiformes, Serrasalmidae. The transcript is spliced from 11 exons. The record is from RefSeq and is a predicted model, not a curated record. The coding region runs from base 160 to 1401 and encodes 413 amino acids. Gene Ontology annotation, molecular function: protein binding.
CUCCAUUGGCGCGUCUUAUCCGCCGGCCUCUGAUGUAAACAGGAAAAGUCCUACACAGUUUAGCCAAGUUUUCAGCUACAUAACUAGCUGAUGGAGUCCCUAACUAGAAGUAAACACAAGUGGCCUUAAAUAUUCUAAUUUCUUUCCUACUGAUGUAAGAUGGAUGACAUCAAUUUACACUACAGGUUCCUGAACUGGAGGCGUAGGAUCAGAGAAAUCAGGGAAGUGCGUGCUGUGCGUUAUCAGGAGCGCUACAAACGCAUGCUGAAGGAUGGGGACACUCUGAGUUACCAAGGGAACUCUGAUGAGGUUGGCUGUUAUGUGGCUUCGCGGCCUUUGUCAAAGGGAAACUGCUACUUUGAGGUGACCAUAAUGGACACGGGAGUCAGGGGGACAAUUGCUGUGGGCUUGGUACCUCAGUACUACAAGCUUGACCAUCAGCCUGGCUGGCUACCCCACUCCAUAGCUUACCAUGCUGACGAUGGGAAACUGUAUAACGGCAACCCAGUUGGCCAGCAGUUUGGCCCCAAGUGUAACCGUGGUGAUCGAAUAGGCUGUGGAAUCUAUGCAGACACUUUUGAUGCUGGACUCACGACCGUGUUUUUCACCAAGAACGGCAAAGAGGUCGGCUCUGUGGUGGUGCCAGUGGCUCCGGAUGGACUCUUCCCCGCUAUCGGGAUGCACUCUUUGGGGGAGGAGGUGCGGCUAGACCUUCAGGCCGAGUGGGGCAGAGAGGAAGAAGACAGUGUGAUGAUGGUUGACAGCCAUGAGGACGAGUGGGGCCGUCUCUAUGAUGUCCGAGUCAGUGGAACGCUGCUGGAGUACGUAGGAAAAGGGAAAAGCAUCAUGGAUGUGGGUCUGGCUCAGGCUCGGCAGCCGCUCUGCACACGGAGCCACUAUUUUGAGGUGGAGAUUGUGGACCCUGGAGAGAAAUGCUACAUUGCCUUGGGCCUUGCUCGAAGAGACUACCCAAAGAACAGACACCCUGGCUGGAGCAGAGGUUCAGUAGCAUAUCAUGCAGAUGAUGGAAAGAUCUUCCAUGGAAGUGGAGUUGGCGAUCCGUUUGGGCCUCGCUGCUUUGAAGGGGAUAUCAUGGGCUGUGGGAUCAUGUUCCCACGUGACUAUGAAGAUGAAGUUGAUGAUGGGGAAGCAGCGGAUGACCGCCCCAAGCCGGGUCGUGUACAGAACUUUCUGUACUUGUAUGAUGAGGACGAGGAGGAAGAGGGAGAUGACGCAGAUCAGGAGCAGGAAGGCAGGAAAGUUAUGGUUUUCUUCACCCGGAAUGGUAAGAUAAUUGGGAAGAGGGAAGUCAUGGUGCCAGCGGGAGGCUUCUACCCCACCAUUGGCAUGCUCAGCAGCGGGGAGAAGGUGAAAGUGGACCUGCAUCCUCUCAGCGGCUGACAGACAGCAGGUGCAGCCAAUCUGGUGUCAGCAACUUAUGCCACAAUGCCAGUCUGCCGGCCUUCAGCUGUCUGUUGCUUACAGCAGAACCACGGGGUUAGAUUGGGACAGAUGGAGAUUGAAUCAGAAUCUGCAAAUCGAUUUAAUGUUAUUUUUUUCUUAUUCAUGGGUGAUGAGAUACUGUAGGAGGAGGUGGAUGCUUUUCAUAUCAAUUGCCAUGACCCCAAAAACAGCGAAUGCAUGAUUUCCACUUAAACACAGACAACAGUUGCCUCUGAUAUCGUCUUUAGAUCUUUCUGUCUGAAUUCAGAUAGAGGUCUAUGUUCUUUGUUCAUUGUUGAUGACGGUUCUGUAUGAAACCAAACCAUAUUUGAUUAACGAGAGAAUUAACAGAUUGUAUGAAGAUUUUUUUUUUCUGUAAAAUGCAUAGACCAUAUGUUACUAUAUAUUUUUAACGUGCUUGUACAUAAUGUAAAUUUAUAUGGGCUGCUGUACAAAAGAUGCCACAGAAGGUAACAAAGAAUCACUUCAGGAAAAUGUUGAAUGAAUGCAUGAAUGAAUGAAUGAAAGCAGGGGUGAAUGGCCAGAGGUUGGCAUUUUGGUUUAAAAUAGCAUGCAUUCAAGGGGCAGUCACGUCCCUGAGCAUUGUCUUCACACUCCCAUUCACUCUGCCGCAAACUCCCCCUCCCCUCAGUCAAUCCUAAAGCUAGUGACAUUUCCGUCCUUUUUUUUUUUUGUUCUUUAUUUCUGAAUGUCAGAGUUAAUCAUGUGCCACUUUAUCUCUUCUGCCUGGAAUGAGGGCUAAGGUUGGAUGAAAUUGACGUUUUGUUUCCAGUGAUGCACGUUUUACUCGGCUGCUAUGAAGCAAAAAACAAACAAACAAACAAAAAAAAAAAAACAGCAAAUCCAGGCAAGUGAGAGGGGACAGCAGGUUUCAUUUCUCUAGGCUGCUAAAGCUAUACUUAUGCAAUUCAGUGCAAAUCAGUUCAUGAAAAACCUCAAUCUGUUCAUAAACAGUUCUAAGCUAUAGUCUUAACCUUGCAUCAGGUUGUACCCUAACAACCCCCAUCCCAAUCUUCAUAAUCACUUUAUUACUAGUCCGGUUCACUGAUGCCACAAGCACUUUAGGGCAGAUUGAUUUGAAGCCAUGUGUUUGUAAAUGUGUGGAGGAGAGACAGAAUACAGCUGUGAGUUUAUGUAUGUUUGUAUUGAAGAAUUUUGGAGAUGGGGUGGUGGUAAAAUUAGAAAUUCUGUUCCAGCCAUUUGAACGAACUCCAUUUCGCACCUUUAGACCAAUCAGCAAACUUGACACAGUAAUAAAGUUUAGCCUGCAUUGACUUUUUCUCGUGAUAGUCACACAAAAACGAGAUGUAUUUUUUCAUACUUUUCAAUGCCAAAAUUGUCACAUUUUGUCAACUUAUGUCUAGCACCCUCAACAAAAAGAGAAUUUGAUUAAUUGUCUUGCAUAUCAAUCAUUGAAGGAUUACAUUAAACUACAUCAGUUUGGCAGU